GAUGGCGGAGGAGGGGACCAUCCGCGUGGUCCGCUGUGGCGGCAGCGAGCUCAACCUCCGGAGAGCCGAGUUCUCCGCGGAUUCCAAGUAUAUUUUCUAUGUCUCUGGAGACUUUGUUAAAGUUCAUAGCACGGCUACAGAAGAAUGUGUACAUGUAUUGCAAGGGCACAGAAAUCUGGUGACUGGAAUCCAACUCAACCCCAACAAUCAUCUACAGUUGUAUUCUUGUUCCUUUGAUGGCACCAUUAAACUGUGGGACUAUAUAGAUGGCAUUUUAAUAAAGACUUUCAUAGUAGGGCAUAAACUUCAUGCCCUCUUUACUCUAGCCUGUGCUGAGGACUCUGUCUUCGUUAUAAUAAACAAAGAAAAACCAGAUGUAUUUCAGCUGGUUUCAGUGAAACUGUCAAAAUCAUCAAGUCAGGAAAUAGAAGCUAAGGAGAUCUCCUUUGUUUUGGAUUAUAUAAACCAGUCACCCAAGUGCAUUGCCUUUGGAAAUGAGGGAGAAUAUGUUGCUGCAGUACGGGACUUUUACUUGUCUGUCUAUUUUUUCAAAAGGAAAACAACAUCAAGGUUUACAUUAUCAUCAUCAAGAAAUAAGAAACAUGCCAAGAACAAUUUUACAUGUGUAGCAUGUCAUCCAAAGGAAGAUUGCAUAGCAACUGGUCACAAGGAUGGCAAAAUUCGUCUUUGGAGGAAUUUUGAUGAUGAUAAGAAAUACACAUACACAUGUUUACAUUGGCACCAUGAUAUGGUCAUGGAUUUGGCUUUUUCAGUGACAGGCACCAGUCUGCUGAGUGGUGGUCAGGAAUCUGUCCUAGUAGAGUGGCGCGAUGCAACAGAGAAGAAUAAGGAGUUCCUCCCCCGUUUGGGAGCUACUAUUGAACAUAUCUCGGUCUCACCAGCUGGGGAUUUGUUCUGUACUUCUCACUCUGAUAAUAAGAUAAUAGUGAUUCACCGAAACCUAGAGGCAUCCGCAGUAAUUCAAGGCCUAGUGAAAGACAGCAAUAUCUAUACUGGUUUGAUGAUUGAUCCCAGAAGUAAAGCUUUGGUUUUGAAUGGAAAACCUGGCCAUUUGCAGUUUUAUUCUCUGCAACAUGAUAAGCAGUUAUAUAAUUUAGAUAUUAUACAACAAGAAUAUAUCAAUGAUUAUGGUCUGAUCCAAAUUGAGCUGACAAAGGCUGCAUUUGACUGCUAUGGUAACUGGCUUGCAACGGUGGAACAACGUCAGGAAAAGGAAACAGAGCUUGAAUUGCAGAUGAAACUGUGGAUGUAUAAUAAGAAAACACAAGGGUUUGUUCUUAAUACAAAGGUUAACAUGCCACAUGAAGACCACAUCACAGCUCUCUGUUUCUGUAAUGCAGAAAAAUUUGAAAGCCCCACUUUGGUUACAGCUAGUAAAGAUGGUCACUUCAAAGUGUGGAUGUUAACAGAUGAUUCUGAUAUAUACAAAAAAGCAGUUGGCUGGACCUGUGACUUUGUGGGUAGUUAUCAUAAAUACCAAGCAACUAACUGUUGUUUCUCUGAAGAUGGCUCUCUACUGGCAGUUAGUUUUGAGGAAAUAGUUACAAUAUGGGAUUCAGAGACAUGGGAACUUAAAUGUACAUUUUGUCAACGAGCUGGGAGUAUAAGGUACCUUUGCUUUGGAAGAUUGACUUGUUCCAAGUAUCUUCUUGGUGCUACUAAAAGUGACAUUCUUUGCUGUUGGAAUCUGCUCAGUUGUGCAUUGGAAUGGAGUACAAAAUUAAAUGUUAGAGUUCUAGAACCUGAUCCUAAUUCAGAGAAUAUUGCUGCAAUCUCUCAGUCUUCGAUGGGUUCAGACUUGUUUGUAUUUAAACCUAGUGAGCCAAGACCAUUGUAUAUUCAAAAGAAUAUCUCCAAAGAGGACGUCCAGUGGGGAGUAUUUGUUCCACGAGAUGUACCUGAAUCAUUCACCUCAGAAGCUUACCAGUGGCUGAACAGAUCCCAGUUUUACUUCCUAACAAAGUCACAGAGUUUAUUGACAUUCAGUACGAAGACUCCAGAAGAGAAACUCACACCAACAAGCAAACAGCUGCUAGCAGAAGAAAGUCUUCCAACGACACCAUUUUAUUUCAUACUGGGAAAACACAGGGAACAGCAGGAUGAAAAAAUAAAUGAAGCUUUGGAGAGUGAACUAAUACAACUACCCUUAACAGAAAACAUACCUGCAAUUAAUGAGCUUCUUCAUACUCCAGCUCAUGUUUUGCCAUCUGCUUCUUUCCUUUGCUCCAAGUUUGUUAAUUCAUUGCUGCUGUCUAAGGAGACAAAGAGUGGUAAAGAAAUCCCAGAAGAUGUAGAUAUGGAAGGAAAAGAAAGUAAUGAUUCAGAUGAAGAAAAUGAUUUUACUGAAAAGAUAGAAGAUACAAACAGCACAGAUUUGGGAGAAGACCUUAUACAUCAGUUGUCAAAAUCUGAAGAAAAAGAACUAAGAAAAUUCAGGAAAGUAGACUACAGCUGGAUAACUGUUCUCUGAGCAUUGGAGAUAGAGGAAGAUUCUUGCACUUUGUGAUUUUUUUUUAUUAUAUGUUGAUAUUUCAAAAACAUCUACUUUAUUUAAUGUUAUUUCUCUUAAAAUAUCAAAUAUGAACAGGCUUUACUUUUUAAAUACAAAUCUGUGUUUGUAUCAUG
Nyctereutes procyonoides (raccoon dog) is the source of this 2646-nucleotide messenger RNA. It is a transcript of the gene WDR75, whose product is annotated as WD repeat domain 75. NCBI's taxonomy places the organism in Eukaryota, Metazoa, Chordata, Mammalia, Carnivora, Canidae. Gene Ontology annotation, molecular function: RNA binding; protein binding. The transcript has 21 exons. Gene Ontology annotation, biological process: positive regulation of rRNA processing; positive regulation of transcription by RNA polymerase I. The record is from RefSeq and is a predicted model, not a curated record. The coding region runs from base 2 to 2491 and encodes 829 amino acids. Gene Ontology annotation, cellular component: nucleolus.